Molecule: messenger RNA, 3989 nt
Organism: Nerophis ophidion (straightnose pipefish)
Lineage: Eukaryota; Metazoa; Chordata; Actinopteri; Syngnathiformes; Syngnathidae
Gene: phex
Product: phosphate regulating endopeptidase homolog, X-linked
Exons: 23
Coding region: 167-2404 (745 amino acids)
Biological process (GO): protein processing
Cellular component (GO): plasma membrane
Molecular function (GO): metalloendopeptidase activity
Source: RefSeq, a predicted model, not a curated record
CCCACUUCCUCCCCCUUGACAUCUCCACACACACUUUGCCCCUCCUGCCGCCACUCCUCCCUCUCAAAGAGCUCGAGGAGCCGGGCUAAAGUUGGAGAAGCUGCAGACUGACACAGGAGCUGACAAGAAGGUUGCCAGGCAGAUUUGGACUCUGUGUGUAUAAGCCAUGGAAGUGGAGCAUUUAAGCGGCGAAGGGGUCAAACCCGAGCGGGGCCACAAUCGUCGCUACAGGACAGCGUUUAUAAUAUGUGCAUUGCUCUGUGGGGCUCUGAUUCUCGCGCUCAUACUGGUUUCCCAAAGAAGCAAGCAUCAGGAGUUCUGUUUGACUCCAGAAUGCAUUGAAGCAGCGGGAUCUAUUCUAAGUAAAAUGGAUCAGACGGUCGAUCCCUGCGAAGAUUUCUACACCUUCUCUUGUGGCGGCUGGCUGAAGGACAACCCCAUCCCUGAGGACUCGUCGGCGUACGGGAUCUACCCAUGGCUGAGGCAGCAUGUUGACAUGCGGCUCAAAGAGUUACUUGAAGCACCGACUGACGCAAAUGAGCUGGAGGCCGUGACCAAGGCCAAGGUCCUCUACCGGUCGUGCAUGAACGAGUCGUUACUAGAAGACAUGGACGCCAAGCCCAUGCUGAGGACACUCAAGAAGCCCGAGUUUCGCUGGCCUGUGGUGGGGGACGGCCUCGGUGGUGACUUCCAGUGGUCCGAAAAGGAGUGGAACCUGCUGAGGACUCUGGCGAAGAUGAGGAACCAGCACAGCAAGAGUGUCCUGAUCCGCCUCUACGUGUCCCCCGAUGACAAGAACUCCUCCAAAUACGUCAUCAAGCUGGAUCAGGCUUCCUUGUCUUUGCCCUCCAGGGAGGACUACACCACCAACUCCUCCGCUGCCCAGACGUAUCGGGCAGCUUUACUAAGUCUCAUGGUGGACACGGCCGUCAUGUUGGGAGCUCCAGAGGAAGCGGCGAGGGUCCAGAUGGAAAAAGCAUUGGACUUUGAAACCAAACUGGCUCAUAUUGUGAUUCCCUAUGAGAACCGCACUAGUGAGAACAUGUACAACAGGUACACACUGUCCAGGCUGCAGCGGCACAUACCACAGUUGGACUGGUUAGGCUUCGUCAAGUCUGUGGUGGAGUCCGACAACGACCCGACUCGCUCCAUCUUCUCCUCAGAGCCCGUCAUUGUACGAGUGCCGCAGUACUUCAGGGACCUUGUCAUGCUCAUUAACGCCACAGACGCCAGGACUGUCGCUAACUACGUGCAGUGGAGAACUGUUUUUUCCAGGAUCACUACCCUCAGCCGCCGGUUCCUCUACAGAUACCUGGACUUUGCCAGGGUAACCACAGGAACCACGUCUCUGACCCCACGCUGGGACAAGUGCGUCAACUAUGUGGAGAACACGCUCAUCUACGCCACUGGCCGCCUCUUUGUCGACACCCACUUCCAGGAGGACAAGAAACACAUGAUGGACGAGCUGAUCGAUGGCAUUCGCUGGGCGUUCAUCGACAUGCUGGAGAAGGAGAACGAGUGGAUGGACGAGGCGACCAAGACAAGGGCCGUGGAAAAGGCUCAUGCAGUCCUGGCCAAAGUUGGCUACCCUGAGUUCAUUCUGAACGACACCCACCUCAACGACGACUUAAGCCAGAUAGACUUCAACGAGACGGACUACUAUGGCAACGUGAUGCAGACGCUAAAGUUCAUCGCCCUGUCCGACGUGGCCUGGCUGCGUAAGAGAGUCCCACGGACAGAGUGGUUCACAAACCCUACGACAGUCAACGCCUUCUACAGCUCAUCCACCAACCAGAUUAGAUUCCCUGCUGGUGAGCUUCAGAAACCUUUCUUUUGGGGUAAAGAGUAUCCAAGGUCGCUGAGUUACGGCGCCAUCGGGGUGAUCGUCGGACACGAGUUGACGCACGGCUUUGACAACAACGGUCGUAAAUACGACAAGGAUGGCAAUUUGGACCAAUGGUGGAGCAACUCGUCCGUAACGGCCUUCACCGACAAGACUCAGUGUAUGGUGGAGCAGUACAACGACUAUUAUUGGGAGGAGGCGAAAUUGAACGUGCGGGGCAAGAGGACGCUAGCGGAGAACAUCGCAGACAACGGAGGAAUAAGACAAGCUUUCAGGGCGUACCGACGGUGGGUGGACGAGAGCCGAGGUGGCACCGAGGAGCCUCUUCUGCCGGGAGUAGGACUCAACAACAACCAGCUGUUUUUCCUCGGCUACGCCCAUGUCAGGUGUAACUCGUAUAGACCGGAGGCGGCCAGGGACCAGAUACAGAGUGGAGCCCACAGUCCACCCAAGUACAGAGUGGUGGGAGCCAUGAGCAACUUCCAGGAGUUCAGCAAGACUUUCAGCUGCCCCGAGUCAUCGGUGAUGAAUAGAGGCACGCAGUCCUGCCGGGUGUGGUGACCCUCGUCCUCAGUCCCAACCGAGCUGUCCGAGUCGUCAGCUGACCGAGAGGCGCCCCAAGUGGAAGUGGAGGGAGCAGCGGCAGUUUGUCCGAGGGCAUGUUUGGGUUUGUACAAGCGGAACGUUCUAGAGGUGGAACUUAUUGCUGGGAACUUUGCUCACCUUGCAUCACGGGAAGAAGCGUUGGAUGAUGGACAGUCUGAUUGGAAUAAACUAUUUUCUCAGUGACACCACGAUAUAAUAAUGAUAACUAAUCUAUUUUUAAACAUUUUUGUAUACAUUGGGCCAAUCAGUGUUUAUGACCUACUCAGUGGCCUAGUGGUUAGAGUGUCCGCCCUGAGAUCGGUAGGUUGUGGGUUCAUACCCCAGCCGAAUCAUACCAAAGACUAUAAAAAAAUCGGACUCAUUACCUCCCUGCUUGGCACUCAGCAUCAAGGGUUGGAAAUGGGGGUUAAAUCACCAUAAAUGAUUCCCGGGCGUGGCACCGCUGCUGCCCACUGCUCCCCUCACUUCCCAGGGGGCGAUCAAGGGGAUGGGUCAAAUGCAGAGGACAAAUUUCACCACACCUAGUGUGUGUGACAAUCAUUGGUACUUUAACUUAACUUUAACUUAACUCAAAAAGCCAAAAUAGAUCCACCAUCCUUAUAAUAACACAAUAAAACAUUGGGAUUUUUCUCAGUCAGCACAGAGAUGCCAUUAUCGUAAUGUAAAAGUGCUAAUUAAAUACAAUAAAAUGUAUUAUUCUGCUAUGUCAUUAUUAUAAGUAUAAUGUUACUAAAGUACACAUUUAUUGUCCCAUUAUUUUAGAGUGGGUGGUAAAAGUAUCACCAUUUUAAAUUAAUGUGAUUACUUUUGAAAUAAAUCAAAUACAGUCAAAUAUUUCAAAUAAAAUGUAUUUAAACAAAUUAAAAUAUUUUAAUGCCAUUUAACAAAGCACAUCAAGAUAAUAUUUGGAAAAAAAUACAAAUACGUUAACAUUAAUUAAAAAUAUCAAAAUAUGAACAAUGUUACUAAAGUGCAAAGGUCUUGUCUCAUCAUUAUUGGGUUGGUGUUAAAAUGUUAUUAAAAUAAAAUAUUUUAAUUUACAUUAUUAAUUGUUUAUUAUUAUAUAGUAACAAUACAUACGAUUAAUGUCACUCAAUAAAAUUCAUAAUGCCAAUACACUAAUUGUUUUUCCUGAUAUUUACAGUGAAUGAAGUUAUUUUACCAAAAGCAGCUAUUAUAAUGUAAUUUAAACAACAUUACUUAUAAUUAUAUUUGAUAACAAAAAAUACAAAUAAUGUCAAAUAAAUUCUAAACAAUAAAUGUAUAUUGUAAAUUACAAAUAUAUAAACAGCAAUAAAAUAAUAUUGAAAUAUGUUUCAACGUCAUAAAACUUCACAUUGGGUGUGGUUGUAUACACUACUUAUUAUUACAAAAAUUAUUCUGAAACUACAGCUCACAUGUAGUUAGUUGUUGCCAUAGCAACUGUUUCAGCAGCCCUAAAGCUGAUGUUCAGUAAGUGUAUGAACUCAAAACACAAAUCACAGACAUUUUAUGAAUGAUUUGAUCCACAGUCUUAUUAAAGUCUGAAUGAAACCAUGGA